AUGUCUAAAUUGAAUGUCAAUUUCAACAUAUUUAGUAACCUGUCAUCAUCAAUUGAUCAAGAAAAUGAUGUAACAACAAAAGCAACAACUGGGGCAAAAAACAAGGGUCAAACACAGCCCCUGGAACACGAAACAGGACAAGUUGUUAGUGAGAAGCAAACAAGCCCUGUUACUGCUGCUACCACUACACAGCCGUCAAACACUGCCACUACUGCCUCAGACAAUACCCCUCCAAAGCUGACUUCCCCACAACAUCGUACUAUAUACCACUUUCACCUACCAAGACACAAGUCAACUUCUUCUUCUUCUUCUUCCCCACCAUUGAGUAGUGAAUCAAAUGAAGCAAAUGUGUCAAACACUACCCAAUCUACCAGCUCUAGGUCUCCAACUUUGCAAUCACCAAAACUGCAAUCGCCAAAACCACAACAACAACAACAACAACACCAACAGUCUUCUAAGCUUUCCCCUGACAAGGAUGAAAGAUUCCAAAAACUUGUGAAGAAGACAAUAAACAAGUUGAAAUUGUCCCCAGCUGUAGCGCCAGUUGUUGCUCACACAAGCCCCGACUCCCUUGAAAGACAAAAACUGCACUCACAACUGCACUCACAGCAAACCAAAAAUGUGCAAGGAGGCCCACAGCAAAGUCAAUCGCCUUCUCAGAACCAACAUCUUGCUACUCCAUUAACUCGUUCACGUUACAAUUCGGUUGCUUCCUGUAACUCAUCCUCAAGUGACAUUUUUGAACGAUCAGUGACCAAUGGUAACCCACUUUCCAAUUUAACCAAUCCUGAAACACCUUUCCAUUAUAAUAUAGAGAACUACACCAACCCCAUUUUAGACACAACUGCUGAGAUUUUGGUUAACCCAAACAUCCAAUUAGAUCAAGUGAAAUUAAACUGUUAUUGUGAUGAUGAAUUCACUGCGUUACCAUCGUGUGACUCUUUUAAGGGGAAAGAAUCUUAUUUCACUAAUAGCAACAACAACAAUAAUGAUAAUAAUAAUAAUACUGAAAACACUGAUAAUAAUGAUAAUUCUAAUACUACUACUGCUGCUGCUGCUGCUGCUGCUGCUGUUGCUAAUAGUGUUGGUCCAAAAUCUGGUGGAAGUGCUGAUGGAUGUAACAGUGUCGACUGUAAAUCUAGACCUAAUAACCAAUCGACUCUGAGUUUAUCUUUAACUCCAGCCCCACCUUUAGUUGCUAUUUCACCAACAAUGAGACCAAGAGCAAGAAGCAUUAUUUCACAACUGAUUAUUUCAACUUUGGAUAAUUCUAAACACAACAAUAACAACAACAGUAACAGUAAUUCUUUCACUACUAGUGGUAAUUCUCACCUUAGUAAAGUAAAGUCUUCAACUUCAACUAGUGGACUUUCCUUUUUAUCAAGACCUCAGUUUGGCAAUGCAAGGUCUUCGAGUUUUGCUGGCAAUACUAGUCUUUUACGCAACAAGAACAGCAAUUACGAAAGCUCGAUUACGGGAGGAGGAAGAGCUGCUGUGAUUUCUAGAAAAUCGUCACCUAAAUUGGUGAGUUUAGUGACAAAAUCGCAAUCUGGUGCUAACUUGGCAACAUCACCAAUAUCCAACAGUUCAUCAGGUGCAACAACAGAUGCAAAAUAUGUUCAUUCACCAACAUCCAUCACCAACCACUCGCUGAAUCCUCCUGUUAUUGACUUUUAUUCGUUUGCUGAUAUGUGUACACACGAAGAUGAGGAACUUUCACAAGGAGUAGCAGAACAGGACGAAGGAGAGGAGAGAGGGGGUGAUGAUUCCAACCCUAAUGGGGAAGCAGAUGAUGAUGAUGAUGAUGAGAUUGAUCCAUUGGACGAAACCAAUAUUCAAGAAUUUGGUUUCAAUAGUAUCAGUAGUAGCGGUAGCGGUAUGAUUAGUAACCGUAAUGGAUCAAUAUCUACUGGUGGUACAAACUCUACAAUGUUUACCAGAGAAAUGCCUGUUAGAAGAGGAAGUUAUGCUACAAUUAAUGCUAAAGAUUACAUAGGCGUUUUAUAG
Messenger RNA from Lodderomyces margitis, 2007 nucleotides. RefSeq lists its product as uncharacterized. NCBI's taxonomy places the organism in Eukaryota, Fungi, Ascomycota, Pichiomycetes, Serinales, Debaryomycetaceae. The record is from RefSeq and is a predicted model, not a curated record. The transcript has a single exon. Bases 1 to 2007 code for a protein of 668 amino acids.